Molecule: messenger RNA, 1634 nt
Organism: Pseudopodoces humilis (Tibetan ground-tit)
Lineage: Eukaryota; Metazoa; Chordata; Aves; Passeriformes; Paridae
Gene: DYNC2LI1
Product: dynein cytoplasmic 2 light intermediate chain 1
Biological process (GO): intraciliary transport involved in cilium assembly; intraciliary retrograde transport
Cellular component (GO): axoneme; cytoplasmic dynein complex; ciliary basal body
Molecular function (GO): dynein heavy chain binding
Source: RefSeq, a predicted model, not a curated record
GCCACGGGCAGCCGGGCCCGCGCCCCGCGCAGCGAUGCCCAAGGCCAGUGAUACUUUAUGGGAUCUUGCUAUAGCUGAAGUGGAGAAGAGAGAAAAUCCUGAUAAUGAUGAUGAUGUCAAGCCAGGGGAAGUUUGGGAAAAAUCAAUACUAUUUAUGGGAAACAAAAACGGGGGAAAGACCACUAUCAUAUUGAGAUGCCUUGAGAGGGAAGAGUCUCCAAAGCCAACAUUAGCCUUGGAAUAUACUUUUGGAAGACGGGCAAGGAGACACAAUACACCUAAAGAUGUAGCUCAUUUUUGGGAACUAGGUGGUGGAACCUCAUUAGUGGAACUCAUUCGAAUACCAAUCACUAGCCACAACAUAAGGUCAUUUGCUGUAGUUCUGGUAUUGGAUCUAUCCAAACCUAAUGAACUCUGGACUACUAUGGAGAGCCUUCUGCAGGUCACUAGGAGCCACGUGAACAAAAUUUUAACCAAACUAGAAAAGACAAACCCUGAAGUAGCUGCUGAAAUUAAACAGAGAAUGUGGAACGAUCUGCAGAGGGAUCACCCUGACUAUGCAUUAGUUGACCCUUUUCCAAUACCCUUGGUGAUAAUUGGAAGCAAAUAUGAUAUUUUUCAUGAGUUAGACUCUGAAAUGAGAAAAAUAAUAAGCAAGACACUUCGAUUUGUUUCACAUUAUUAUGGAGCAUCAUUAGUGUUUACCAGUAGAUCUGAGGCUCUCCUGCUGAAAGCCCGUGCUCUUAUUAAUCAUUUGGCAUUUGGCUAUGAUAAAAGCAAGUCUGUAUCAGUGGAUCCCAGCAAACCUCUCUUUAUACCAGCAGGCCUGGAUUCCAUGAGCCAGAUAGGACCACCACCUGCCUCUGACAGUGAUCUUGGAAAGAUGCGUGCCAACACGCCUCUGGAACUAUGGAAAAAAGUAUUUGAGAAAACAUUUCCUCCUAAGAGUUUCUGUGAUUUACAAGAUACCAAGGACCCUGCACAGGAUAAUCAGUACACUGAGUAUGAAGUUGAUGUCAUGAGAGCUCAGAAAAACCAGGAACUUGAACAAUACAAAAGAAAUGCCUCUAAAUCCUGGAAAGAAAUGGAUUUUGACUCUGACUGAUGAACUGUUCUGUCUUAAGUAUAACACCCCUUACAAAAUUACUUUUAUCAUUUUUACAUUACAUUAUAAAUUUCAUCUGAAGAAGUUGAAAAUAUGUAAUACCAAGCUAUGAAGUUAGUAUUUAUUAAGCAUCCCUGUUUUUAUUUUUCAUAAAAGGAGCUGUUUAUUCACUCAGACCAAAUUUGUUUAUCUUGGCACUGGCAAAGAGGUUUAAAAAUUGGGGAGAAAAGAAUUCUAGAUUGCUCUCAGAUGGGUUUGUAUAUGAAGACUAGCAUUAGUCAGUUCUACUUAUUUUAUAACACAUUAUUUGAUUUACUUUUGAAUACUUCUACCCUAAGCAUAUAUUUAAGUAUAAACAAGUUUUCAUACCCAAAAUAUGAAAUUGCAUAGUGUUUUAGGCAUCUUUUUGUAGUUCAAAAUCAAAGCUUAAGAAAUAGUUGCAUAAUUGUUUGAUAUAUUUGAAUAAAUAAAUAAAACAGGCAGAAUAAAGUGGAGUUAAAACCAUUUUUGACAUGAAUUCAAAAGUGUG